CUUUAGAGUUCUUGUCUCUCUCGCUCUCUCUCUAUCGUCCGCGCGCUUUCUGCUUGCUCUUUAAACUUUUUUACACAUAUAUCGAGAGGGCACUCUCCAGUCUGUGCUGCUGUACAUCGUCACGCUCCGGGAGUAGCGGACACACAUUCAGUGAGCCUCCUCGUUUAUUUUUUUUUUUUUCAUAAAUUCCCCGUUGGCAAUUGUUUUUGUUUUUUUUCAUUGCUGAUGAUUUGACAUUCAAAUUUGAAAGUGACAUUGUGACAGUAGCAGAUCACGAAUAUCUUGUGCGUCGGGUCUAUUACGGCAAAAACAUACGAAAAAAAAAGGAAAACAUAAGCUAUGAUGAAGUUAGAACACGUCGAAGCAUCGUCGUCCGCUUGUUUGCCGCCGCACCACCAUCACCACCCGUUGAUGAUCAUGGAACACCUGAGUCCGACUAGCGCCUCUUCCUCAGCGGCGGCCCUCCAGGAUUUGAUGCAGCAGCAUCAUUCAAACAUGAUUAGUGGUCACCAUCAUCACCAUCUACUUCACCACCAACAGCAAUUACACCAGCAACAGCCGUCGGUUGAGAGUUCGUUAGCCGAUAGCAGCGAGGACAAAAUCACGACGGCGAGCGUUGCUCCGACAUCGGCCCCCAGCGGGGGAGGUACAGGAUCGAGCAACAAUGCGAGCACAGGUAACGGCGGCAACAACAACAACAACGGCUCAAACAGCAACAGCAGCACCAGCAAGAAAUCGUCAUCUUCAUCGUCCGGAAACGCCGGCGGCGGAGGAACGGCGUCUUCAUCAUCGACGACGGCGGCAUCGGGAGUGAGACGGCAAGAGAAGCCUCCUUAUUCGUACAUCGCCCUGAUCGUGAUGGCCAUCCAGAGUUCGGCCAGCAAGCGGCUGACGUUGAGCGAAAUCUACCAGUUCCUCCAGCAGCGGUUCCCUUUCUUCCGCGGCUCCUACCAGGGAUGGAAGAACUCGGUCCGACACAAUCUCUCGCUCAACGAGUGUUUCAUCAAAUUGCCCAAAGGGCUGGGACGGCCGGGCAAAGGUCACUACUGGACCAUCGACCCGGCAUCCGAGUUCAUGUUCGAGGAGGGCAGUUUCAGGCGACGGCCCAGGGGUUUCAGGCGCAAAUGCCAGGCCCUGAAACCUUAUCACAGUUUCUUCCAGAACGUCAAUCCGGCGGCCGUCACGGCGGCGGCCGCCGCUUCAGCCGCCCAUCUCGCGCUGGCCAAUUCAGGCGCGCCGACUUACGAUCUUCAGCAGCAACAACAAUCGCUCUUGUCGCAGCAGCAACAGCAGUCUCAGCAACAACAACACCAGCAAUCGAGUUGUUCGUCGGGACUCGGCCAACUCAGCCAACAUCAGCCGGACUACGGUAGUUUGCAUGCGAGCUGUUCGUACAACGGCUCGUCGGCUUCUUCGAUUGUGCAACAACAUUACAGCAACGCGUACAGCAGCUCAGGUAGCGGAGGUUACCUGACCAGCUGCAAUAACGGCGCAGAUUAUUACGGCACCAAUGGCGGCGGCGGGGUGGUGGUCACGUCGACGUCGUCGGUUAUUGGCCAGAGCAAUCUCAGUCCCACGACGUCUUCGCCGGCGUGCGAUUGGACCACAAACGCCGCAGCGGCAGCAGCAGCUGCAGCGGCGGCGGCGGCGGCUGCGGCGGCCGCUGCGGCUUCAACGUCCAACAGCAGCGCCAUGCAUUACCAUCAUCACGGCAUGACGAGCCUAUCGUCGAAUUGCGCCAGCAGUUCGGCAGGUAUCGUCCAUCAGCAGGCCUACACGACGAGUAAGACGCCGCACAACAUGAGCCCGGCGUCGUCGGCGUCGCACAUACAUCAUCAUCAACAACAUCAUCAGGACAAUGGGCUGGUAGCAAGUGCCGACGGUAGUUACACGACGGCCAAUUUGCAGGCCAUGGAAGCCGUAGUCGACAUCCCCCUCUCAUCAGAUCCGUGGACGGUGAGCUACAACGCCUAUUAUCGCGGCCGGGAAACGGGUGGAGCGACUAGCAACUACGUCCUUUAGUUUCUCUUCGUCAAGUUGUCUUCUAAUCAACUUUGUUCAUUCUUCACUACGUCCGCCAAAUUAUUUUGCAUACUCUUCGAAUCGUCAUGCCAAUGCAUCCUCAGCAUAAACAGGUGCAGAUUUCAAGACGAAAACAUUAGGCCUUCAUCUUUCUAGGCCUUGGAACGUUAGCAACCGCUUCCAACUGUACAUAAAGGCUACACAACGAUGAAUUCUACCAGUAUCGACAUAUUAUCUUGUCACUGGGUGACGAACCCUUUUUUCUGCAUGACGACACAUCACAGUUAUUGAUGAAAUUAUUAUUUAUGCUACUGCCGCUUUCUUGUGCCAUAACAUCGAAAUUGAUGCACUCUGACCUUGUUCUCGCCAAUAUCACAUAGGGCCUUAUGAUGAUGGGUAUUGCGCUAGUCCGUCUAUGUUUCAGAUGACUCAACCAGUAAUAUGCCGUUCGACUGAAUACUUAUCAUUGUAAUAAUGUUGUAAUAAAUUUAACUCAGUGGUCAAAGACA
Daphnia carinata is the source of this 2531-nucleotide messenger RNA. Its product is annotated as forkhead box protein F1-B-like. The record is from RefSeq and is a predicted model, not a curated record. Gene Ontology annotation, molecular function: DNA-binding transcription factor activity, RNA polymerase II-specific; RNA polymerase II cis-regulatory region sequence-specific DNA binding. NCBI's taxonomy places the organism in Eukaryota, Metazoa, Arthropoda, Branchiopoda, Diplostraca, Daphniidae. Bases 340 to 2022 code for a protein of 560 amino acids. Gene Ontology annotation, biological process: regulation of transcription by RNA polymerase II; animal organ morphogenesis. The transcript is spliced from 3 exons. Gene Ontology annotation, cellular component: nucleus.